This is a messenger RNA of Ahaetulla prasina, 1164 nucleotides long. Its product is annotated as vomeronasal type-2 receptor 26-like. The record is from RefSeq and is a predicted model, not a curated record. Gene Ontology annotation, cellular component: membrane. The transcript is spliced from 2 exons. The coding region runs from base 1 to 1164 and encodes 387 amino acids. NCBI's taxonomy places the organism in Eukaryota, Metazoa, Chordata, Lepidosauria, Squamata, Colubridae. Gene Ontology annotation, biological process: G protein-coupled receptor signaling pathway. Gene Ontology annotation, molecular function: G protein-coupled receptor activity.
AUGUGGAGUAAGAAGGAGUCCAUCUUCCUCUUGGCCUUAUUGCAAAACUUCCAUGAGCACCUCCAUGUCAACAUGUUGCAAUUAAUGAAUAUUAUUUUGAAAUAUAUUAAUACAUUUUAUCUUCUUCAUGGGCAGAUAUUACCUGUUUCCCUGUGUAAUGAUAAUUGCCCUUUAGGUUACAGAAAGACCCCAAAAGAAGGAGAACCAUUUUGCUGCUAUGAUUGCAUUCCAUGUCCGCAGGGAAAGAUCACAAACCAGACAGAUAUGGACCAAUGCUUCCAGUGCCCAGAAGGUCAAUAUCCAAACAAUAAGCAGAACAUUUGCCUUCUCAAAUAUAGAACAUAUCUUUCUUAUGAAGAAACACUAGGAAGCAGCUUGAUGACAGUGGCCAUUAUCCUUUCUUUUACUACAAUUUCUAUACUAGGAGUAUUCCUGAAGUACCACAACACUCCAAUCAUUAAGGCCAACAACCGCAGCCUCUCCUACACCCUCCUCAUCUCUCUCCUCCUGUCCUUCCUUUGUCCUCUACUUUUCAUUGGCAGACCCAUGACGGUGACCUGUCUCCUUCGACAGACUGCUUUUGGGAUCAUUUUCUCAGUGGCUGUUUCCUGUAUAUUGGCCAAAACCAUCACUGUGGUUCUUGCUUUCAUGGCCACCAAGCCAGGAUCAAAAAUGAGGACAUGGGUUGGGAAAAGACUGGCCCUUUCCAUUGUUCUCUCCUGCUCCCUCAUUCAAACCCUUCUUUGUACUGUGUGGCUAGCAACCUCACCUCCUUUCGUAGAUGUUGAUAUGCACUCCUUCAUUUCUGAAAUUGUUGUGGAAUGCAAUGAAGGAUAUGUUGUCAUGUUUUAUAGUGUCUUAUCCUUUAUGGGCAUCCUGGCUAUGGUCAGUUUUAUUGCAGCUUUCCUAGCUAGGAAGUUACCAGACACUUUCCAGGAAACCAAGUCUAUUACCUUUAGUAUGCUGGUUUUUUGCAGUGUCUGGUUAUCCUUUAUUCCUGCUUAUGUGAGUACCAAAGGGAAAUACACAGUGGCUGUGGAGAUCUUCUCCCUCUUGGCCUCCAGUGCUGGGCUGCUAGCCUGUGUCUUUUUCCCCAAAUGCUACAUCAUUAUUGUAAGGCCUGAUCUGAAUAAAAGGGAUAAUCUAAUAAAGAGAAAUACAUGA